GGGGGGGGUGGGGGGCAGGCGGCCGCCAUCUUCUCACCGAGGCCGCCUCGCCCGCCGCGCGCACCCGUCCGGCAGCGCACGGGUUAAGGCUGGCACCGCGCCCGGCGGGAGGGGGGCGCCCACCUCCCCUCCCCCCCCGCGCCGGGCAUGCGGGGCCCGCUGGGCACCGAGGAGGAGCUGCCGCGGCUGUUCGCCGGGGAGAUGGAGAACGAGGACCAGAUGUCAGAGGAAGAAGAUGGGGGCCUGGAUGGCUUCGAGGAUUUCUUCCCUGCCGAGCCCCUGAGCCUUCCCAAGAAGAAGAAAUCCAAGAAGCCCAAGGAGAACAGAUCCAAGGGAAAACGGAAGAAGAAGGAGGGGAGCAAUGAUGAGCUGUCGGAAAACGAGGAGGAUCUGGAAGAGAAGUCGGAGAGCGAAGGCAGCGACUACUCCCCCAAUAAAAAGAAAAAGAAGAAAGUCAAGGACAAGAAGGAGAAAAAAGCCAAGCGGAGACGGAAGGAGGAGGAGGAGGAGGAGAAUGACGACGGAUGCCUAAAGGAGCCCAAGUCCUCGGGGCAGCUCAUGGCUGAGUGGGGCCUGGAUGACGUGGACUACCUGUUCUCAGAGGAGGACUACCACACGCUGACCAACUACAAGGCCUUCAGCCAGUUCCUCCGGCCGCUCAUUGCCAAGAAGAACCCCAAAAUCCCCAUGUCCAAGAUGAUGACUGUGCUGGGCGCCAAGUGGCGUGAGUUCAGUGCUAACAACCCCUUCAAGGGCAGCUCUGCGGCGGCAGCGGCGGCGGCUGUGGCGGCGGCUGUGGAGACGGUCGCGAUCGCCCCUCCGCUGGCUGUCAGCCCCCAGCAGGUGCCCCAGCCUGUGCCCAUCCGCAAAGCCAAGACCAAGGAGGGCAAGGGGCCCGGGGUGAGGAGAAAGGCCAAAGGCUCCAAAGACACGAAGAAGAAAGGCAAGGGCAAGAAGGCGGCCGGGCUCAAGUUCCGCUUCGGAGGGAUGGGCACCAAGAGGAAGAAGGGCUCCUCGAGUGAGGAGGACGAACGGGAGGAGUCGGAUUUUGACAGCGCCAGCAUCCACAGCUCCUCCGUGCGCUCCGAGUGCUCUGCGGCCCUGGGCAAGAAGAGCAAGAGACGGCGCAAGAAGAAGACGAUUGACGAUGGCGAUGGCUACGAGACGGACCACCAGGACUACUGCGAGGUGUGCCAGCAGGGAGGGGAGAUCAUCCUGUGUGACACCUGCCCCCGGGCCUACCACCUGGUCUGCCUGGACCCAGAGCUGGAGAAGGCUCCCGAGGGCAAGUGGAGCUGCCCACACUGUGAGAAGGAGGGAAUCCAGUGGGAGCCCAAGGAGGACGAGGAGGAGGAGGAGGAUGGCGGCUGCGAGGAGGAGGAGGACGACCACAUGGAAUUCUGCCGCGUGUGCAAGGACGGUGGGGAGCUGCUGUGCUGCGACGCCUGCCCCUCGUCCUACCACCUGCACUGCCUCAACCCGCCGCUGCCUGAGAUCCCAAACGGUGAAUGGCUCUGCCCGCGCUGUACUUGUCCCCCUCUGAAGGGUAAGGUGCAGCGGAUCCUGCACUGGAGGUGGACGGAGCCGCCAGCCCCCUUCAUGGUGGGCCUGCCAGGCCCGGAGCUGGAGCCGGGUGUGCCCCGGCCCAAGCCUCUGGAGGGCAUCCCGGAGAGGGAGUUCUUCGUCAAGUGGGCUGGGCUCUCCUACUGGCACUGCUCCUGGGUGAAGGAGCUGCAGCUGGAACUGUACCACACCGUGAUGUACCGCAACUACCAAAGGAAGAAUGACAUGGAAGAGCCGCCGCCCUUCGACUACGGCUCCGGGGAGGAGGACAGCAAGAGCGACAAGAGGAAGGGCAAGGACCCCACCUACGCCAAGAUGGAGGAGCGCUUCUACCGCUACGGGGUCAAGCCCGAGUGGAUGAUGGUACACCGCAUCCUGAACCACAGCUUCGACACAAAGGGCGACGUGCGCUACCUGAUCAAAUGGAAGGACCUGCCCUACGACCAGUGCACCUGGGAGAUUGACGACAUUGACAUCCCAUACUACGACAACCUCAAGCAGACCUACUGGGGCCACAGGGAGCUGAUGCUGGGGGAAGACAUGAGGCUGCCCAAGAGGCUGGUGAAGAAGGGCAAGAAGCUGAAGGACGAUAAACAGGAGAAGCCGCCAGACACACCUGAGGUGGAUCCCACGGUCAAGUUCGAUAAGCAGCCAUGGUACAUCGACUCCACGGGCGGCACCUUGCAUCCGUACCAGCUGGAGGGCCUGAACUGGCUGCGCUUCUCGUGGGCUCAGGGCACCGACACCAUCCUGGCUGACGAGAUGGGGCUGGGCAAGACGGUGCAGACCAUCGUAUUCCUGUACUCCCUGUACAAGGAGGGCCACUCCAAGGGGCCGUACCUGGUCAGCGCUCCACUGUCCACUAUCAUCAACUGGGAGCGUGAGUUUGAGAUGUGGGCACCCGACUUCUACGUGGUCACCUACACGGGGGACAAGGAGAGCCGCUCCGUGAUCCGCGAGAACGAGUUCUCCUUCGAGGACAACGCCAUUCGCAGUGGGAAGAAGGUGUUCCGCAUGAAGGCAGAGGUGCAGAUCAAGUUCCACGUCCUGCUCACCUCCUACGAGCUCAUCACCAUUGACCAGGCUAUCCUGGGCUCCAUUGAGUGGGCCUGCCUCGUGGUGGACGAAGCCCACCGGCUCAAGAACAACCAGUCCAAGUUCUUCAGGGUCUUAAACAGCUACAAGAUUGAUUACAAACUACUGCUGACGGGAACCCCACUGCAGAACAACCUGGAGGAGCUCUUCCACCUCCUCAACUUCCUGACACCAGAGAGGUUUAACAACCUGGAGGGCUUCCUGGAGGAGUUUGCUGACAUCUCCAAGGAGGACCAGAUCAAGAAGCUGCAUGACCUGCUGGGGCCCCACAUGCUCCGGCGGCUCAAGGCUGAUGUCUUCAAGAACAUGCCGGCCAAGACCGAGCUGAUCGUGCGUGUGGAGCUGAGCCAGAUGCAGAAGAAGUACUACAAGUUCAUCCUUACACGCAACUUCGAGGCACUCAACUCGAAAGGCGGUGGCAACCAGGUGUCGCUGCUCAACAUCAUGAUGGACCUGAAGAAAUGCUGCAACCACCCCUACCUCUUCCCUGUGGCUGCCGUGGAGGCCCCUGUUCUGCCCAACGGCUCCUAUGACGGAAGCUCCCUGGUCAAGUCCUCCGGGAAGCUCAUGCUGCUGCAGAAGAUGCUGAAGAAGCUGCGCGAUGAGGGCCACCGUGUGCUCAUCUUCUCCCAGAUGACCAAGAUGCUGGACCUGCUCGAGGACUUCCUGGAGUACGAGGGCUACAAGUAUGAGCGCAUUGAUGGCGGCAUCACGGGGGGCCUGCGGCAGGAGGCCAUCGACCGCUUCAACGCACCCGGCGCCCAGCAGUUCUGCUUCCUCCUGUCCACCCGUGCGGGCGGCUUGGGCAUCAACCUGGCCACAGCUGACACGGUCAUCAUCUAUGACUCGGACUGGAACCCGCACAAUGACAUCCAGGCCUUCAGCCGUGCCCACCGCAUCGGGCAAAACAAGAAGGUGAUGAUCUACCGCUUUGUGACGCGGGCCUCUGUGGAGGAGCGCAUCACGCAGGUGGCCAAACGCAAGAUGAUGCUCACGCACCUGGUGGUGCGGCCCGGCCUCGGCUCCAAGUCGGGCUCCAUGACCAAACAGGAGCUGGACGACAUCCUCAAGUUCGGCACCGAGGAGCUCUUCAAGGACGACGUGGAGGGUAUGAUGUCUCAGGGCCAGAGGCCUGCCACACCCGUCCCUGAGGUCCAGUCCUCCAAAGGGGGGGCCCUGGCCGCAGGCGCUAAGAAGAAACAUGGCAGUACCCCCCCAGGUGACAACAAGGACGUGGAGGACAGCAGUGUGAUCCACUAUGACGACGCCGCCAUCUCCAAGCUGCUGGACCGCAACCAGGACGCCACUGAUGACACGGAGCUACAGAACAUGAACGAGUACCUGAGCUCCUUCAAGGUGGCCCAGUAUGUCGUACGUGAGGAGGACGGAGUGGAGGAGGUGGAGCGGGAGGUCAUCAAGCAGGAGGAGAACGUGGACCCCGACUACUGGGAGAAGCUGCUGCGGCACCACUACGAGCAGCAGCAGGAGGACCUGGCACGCAACCUGGGCAAGGGCAAGCGGAUUCGCAAGCAGGUCAACUACAACGACGCCUCCCAGGAGGACCAGGAGUGGCAGGAUGAGCUCUCAGACAACCAGUCGGAGUAUUCCAUCGGCUCCGAGGAUGAGGAUGAGGACUUCGAGGAGAGGCCCGAGGGGCAGGGUGGCCGGCGACAGUCCAGGAGGCAGCUGAAGAGCGACAGGGACAAACCUCUGCCCCCUCUGCUGGCUCGAGUUGGCGGCAACAUUGAGGUGCUGGGCUUCAACGCCCGGCAGCGCAAGGCCUUUCUGAAUGCCAUCAUGCGCUGGGGCAUGCCCCCACAGGACGCCUUCAACUCCCACUGGCUGGUGCGGGACCUGCGGGGCAAGAGUGAGAAGGAGUUCAGAGCCUAUGUGUCCCUCUUCAUGCGGCACCUGUGUGAGCCGGGGGCGGACGGCGCAGAGACCUUCGCGGACGGCGUGCCCCGGGAAGGCCUGUCCAGGCAGCACGUGCUCACGCGCAUCGGGGUCAUGUCAUUAGUUAGGAAGAAGGUCCAGGAGUUCGAGCACGUGAACGGACAGUACAGCACUCCUGACCUGGUCCCCGAAGGGCCCGAGAGCAAGAAGCCAAACGAGGUCAUCUCUGACCCCAACACGCCAGUGCCCGCCAGCCCCGCCCACCUUCCGCCAGUCUCACUCGGCCUGCCAGACAAAGUGGAUGCCCAGCCAGGGUACAUGGACGAGAAGGAGCUGGGGACACAGGAGCCAAAGAAGGCCCUGGAAACCCAGGUGCUGCCGACUGCCCUGGAGAGCGAGGACAGCAAGGAGAGAGCCUGGGAGGAGCGGCCGGAGGAGACAGACAAGGCCCAGCCCUCCCCGGAGCAGCUGCCAAAAGAGGAAGCCCUUCCCCACAAGGAGAAAGCCCUGGACAGUCUGGAGCUGAGCCUGCUCCACAGCAGGGGGGACAACAGUGACUUCAGGCCAGCCGGCACCAAGCCCGAGGAGAAGGAGCCGAGUGAAAUGCAGCAGAACGGUGACAAAGAGGAAGACGAGGAGGGGAAGAAGGAGGACAAGAACAGGAAGUUCAAGUUCAUGUUCAACAUCGCGGACGGGGGCUUCACAGAGCUGCACACGCUGUGGCAGAAUGAAGAACGAGCUGCCGUGUCCUCGGGCAAGCUCUACGACAUCUGGCACCGGCGCCAUGACUACUGGCUACUGGCGGGCAUUGUCACGCACGGCUACGCCCGCUGGCAGGACAUCCAGAAUGACCCACGCUACACAAUCCUCAACGAGCCCUUCAAGUCAGAGAUCCACAAGGGCAACUACCUGGAGAUGAAAAACAAGUUCCUGGCCCGCAGGUUCAAGCUGUUGGAGCAGGCCCUGGUCAUCGAGGAGCAACUCCGCAGGGCCGCGUACCUCAACAUGACCCAGGACCCCAACCACCCAGCCAUGGCCCUCAACGCCCGCCUGGCCGAGGUGGAGUGCCUUGCUGAGAGCCACCAGCACCUGUCCAAGGAGUCCCUGGCCGGGAACAAGCCUGCCAACGCCGUCCUGCACAAGGUCUUGAACCAGCUGGAGGAGCUGCUGAGCGACAUGAAGGCCGAUGUGACGCGCCUGCCCUCCAUGCUGUCCCGCAUCCCCCCGGUGGCCGCCCGCCUCCAGAUGUCUGAGCGGAGUAUCCUCAGCCGCCUGACCAAUCGCGCUGGCGACCCCACCAUGCAGCAGGGCGCUUUCGGCUCCUCCCAGAUGUACAACAGCAACUUUGGGUCCAAUUUCCGGGGCCCUGGACCGGGAGGGAUUGUCAACUACAACCAGAUGCCCCUGGGGCCCUAUGUGACUGAUAUCUAG
Messenger RNA from Ochotona princeps (American pika), 5982 nucleotides. It is a transcript of the gene CHD5, whose product is annotated as chromodomain helicase DNA binding protein 5. The record is from RefSeq and is a predicted model, not a curated record. Lineage: Eukaryota; Metazoa; Chordata; Mammalia; Lagomorpha; Ochotonidae. Bases 148 to 5982 code for a protein of 1944 amino acids. Gene Ontology annotation, cellular component: nucleus; NuRD complex; chromatin. The transcript has 41 exons. Gene Ontology annotation, molecular function: histone binding; DNA binding; chromatin binding. Gene Ontology annotation, biological process: chromatin remodeling; negative regulation of transcription by RNA polymerase II.